CACAAUCCUUCGAACCUGAAGAUGAAGACUACUACAUCAAAUGCUUAAAAGAAUGGAUCACUGAUGAGGCUGAUAGAGUAAUCCAUGAAGUGAAGGAAUCAGAAAAGAGAGUGCUGAAUGAAAUUGAAAGCGUAAAGGACAAACUGGAUCAACUAAAACCGGAGCCAUCAAAACCGGCUACACCUGAAGAAAUGGAAUUGUACUCAAAAAAACUCAAGAAAACCAUACUAAAGCAAACAGAACUUGAACUACAGCCMAAAGGAAUAAUACAAUCAAUGAAAACUGAUGAUAUUUUUACGAACUUGAUUGUUCACCACGGGAAAAAAAGAUGCCCAGAACUUUUGCCACAACAAAUUCAAAGACCUCAUGGAUAUCACCCUGAUCGUAAGACGCUGACUGAAAUCAAGCAAUGUAGUGAGAUUUUUGUUGACGAAGACGAAAAAGACACUACCGUCAAGAGAAUAUUACUUUCAGGUGAACCAGGCGUAGGGAAAACACUUUUCUCGCAGAAACUUCUUCGUGAUUUGUCUACCAAUUCCAUAUCGCUCCCUGAAAUUAAGUUUACUUACCUCAUAACGUUUAGACAAUUGAACAAUUUUUCAAACGAAGAAACGUUGAACCUCAGAGAACUGCUAAAUCUUUGCCCUUUAUUGAACGAUGGAACCAUGAUAGACGAGAAUGUGAUGGACUACAUUCUUCAGCAUCCAGAGCAGUUAUUGAUUGUUCUCGAUGGCUUUGACGAAUAUAAAGACAGCAACAAAAUACUCGGAGAUUUUGAAAGUCAAUUUCCUAAUGAUAGUAAAACCAAGAAGCCAGUAGCAGCUCUUCUAAGCAAACUAAUCAGAAAAAAAAUCUUGGCCGAUGCUGUCAUCAUGGUUACUUCCAGGCCGAGCGAAGCGAACGCGUUAGACCAAGAAAUGCACCCUGACCACUAUGUCGAAAUUACAGGAUUUUCAGAAUCAGAGGUUAUUGCAUAUGUUAAGAAAUAUUUCAGUACAAAANCAGAAGAAGUAAAAAACAUGGCACUUCGUAAGGUUAAAGAAAGCGCGCACUACAUUUCAUUUGGUCGCGUCCCUUUCCGUUGUUUGUUGAUGUGCGUGUUCAUCGAGUGGAAAAUCAAAAAACACGAUAAUUCAUGUCCUCUCACACUUACAGAGUUUUAUUUUCAAGUAAUUCAAUGUAUAGAAACUAAUUAUAAUAGAUCAUUACUUAGUUUAGAUGACAAAGCCGCUUCGUUGGCUGUUGACAAAACGCUCGAUAAUUUUUCAAAGUUAGCGGCACUUUUAACUGAACAAAAGAGAUUUAGUUUUACCUUACAAGACCUAGAAAACCUAAAAUUAUCAGAAAAUGAAUUAUUGUACAUAAAAUCUAGYAAUCUUAUAUUUUGUUAUCCUGUUUCAAGUAAUAAUUCGCCAUUUCAAAAGCCAAUCUGUGAAUAUAGCUUCACACACUUCACCAUUCAAGAGUUUCUUGUUGCUCGGUAUUUGGUGAAGAAAGGCGUAAUGGCGGCACAAAAAAGCACUGAAAUGGUGUACACAUUCAUGAGCGGUUUGUUGGGUUUAAAUGAUAAUAAUGAAUUAAUGGUAGAACUACUAGAGUGUCUAGGUAAACAUAUAGAAAAUACAUUCCUUACUAGACUAAGACUGGUGUCAUUGCGAUGCCUGCACGAGUUUGGUCAAGACAAACGCUUGACAAGACAAGAACUAAAUACAAACCGUGACUACAGAUACUGGSRUCGURAUGGGKRGAUUGKAUUAYYUGGUGYAACCGAMAYGGACUGGGAUGSAAUCGCUAUGUUAGUAGAAUMCACUGCUACAUCAAUAUCAUCACCACYACAMACAUUGUWCAUUGKUWWSUCAMCGAUAACCAUUACYGGGAUAAAGAGAUUGAURUCAUCACUCAUUACAAACUGUUCAAUMAMWGKACUGKACCUGWGGYGGUGUAAUUUGWAUGAYGAACAYGUAAAGUGUUUGUGUAAAGAUUUACAAAAGACAAAAAUAACCRAGCUAYACCUGWAUGSUAAUGAGAUAACUGAUGGUGGAGUGGAUGACAUCAUGRWACACUUAGCCAGUAAUCUCACCRAGCUARACCUGUCUKWUAAUAACAUAUCUGCUGAAUGUARAGAGAAAACUAGACAAUUCUGUAGUGAUAAAUAUCCUGGUCUURAGCCUUUGAGGUCUCGUUUCCAUGAUUCGUCACUAGUCCCCAAUAUAGGCGGACGUAAACUGGCGCCAUUUUCAAAAGUCGUGUAUUGUUAUGUGCACAGAGACGGAACAGAGUACAACUCAAGACUCGAGUGGACAGAGUGGGGUAAUGAUGAACAAUUUAGUAUCAAAAUAGAACCCUCCACCCCACCCCCCUCAAAUCAGCAAGAUGACAUCAGUGCUGAGCUGAAUACUGAGGAUUUAUUUAGAGACAUGACCCCAGUGUUCAAGAAAGCAAAAAAGAUUGUAAUUAAAUCCAAGCAAACAGAGUCUGUAUUACMAAGUAAUAGUUCACCAAGCCGACUCAAUUUUGACAUGAACUAUCCACCGACACAG
Messenger RNA from Exaiptasia diaphana, 2540 nucleotides. RefSeq names its product NACHT, LRR and PYD domains-containing protein 10. The transcript is spliced from 6 exons. The annotation marks the transcript as partial. Gene Ontology annotation, cellular component: cytoplasm. NCBI's taxonomy places the organism in Eukaryota, Metazoa, Cnidaria, Anthozoa, Actiniaria, Aiptasiidae. The record is from RefSeq and is a predicted model, not a curated record.